Messenger RNA from Prorocentrum cordatum, 2940 nucleotides. The record is from the annotation of a GenBank genome assembly. Lineage: Eukaryota; Dinophyceae; Prorocentrales; Prorocentraceae.
GCCUGGUGCGACCUCGAGGUUAACAAGACGGACGCCUCUAUGUCGAACAAGGUGGAGAAGAUGGACGCGCUGCAGGCGAAGAUCGACAAGGCGGAUGCCGCCAUCGUGGAGCUCGCGAACGAGAUCAAGGCUCACAACGAGAUGGUGGAGAAAAUCACGGUCCACAUGAAGGAGUCGGUUGAGAUCCGCAAGGUGGGCAAGCAGGAGAACGCGCUGGCCAUCAAGGAUGCGCAGCAGGCCCAGACGGCGAUUGCCGACGCCGUCGCUGUGCUGGAGGCCUACUACAAGGAGAGCGGCAUGCUGCCGAAGGAGCCCUACGAGCUCGCGCAGACCGGCGCCGGAGCCCCCGCGGAGCUCGGCGAUGAACCCUCUACCUGGGACGCGUCCUACACUGGCGUCACCGAUCCCGCUGAGGCCGGCGAGGGCGUCGUCGCCGUGCUCAAGUCGGUGUCGGCAGACUUCGCAAAGAUGGAAGCGGACUCGAGGGCGCGCCACGAGUGCCAGGCGGCGCUCCCUCGGGCGCGCGCGAGAGGCCUGCGGGCUGCCUGCCUCCGGGAUCGCGGCCUGGAGGGCAACGCUGGCGGUGACUCUGCCGCAGCCGGCACAUCCCGUUACACGCUGAGGUUCGCAGACCCAAGGAAGGAGGAAGGCUUCGCCAACACCCACAAGGCGCAGCUGUCCCGCAACGGGGCGUGCGCCAUGGCCGCCUUCACCGUCUCGAUCCUCAUGAGCCUAGCUGUCCAUCGGUUCUGGGACGAUUCUCAGUACCCCACGAGGGAGGCCCUGAAGCUCAGCAGGUGGCAGUUGCUCGUCCACGUUGUCAUCCUCGUGUCCUUUCUCAUUUCUGUUGGCUCUGGGAGAUUGCUCGCCAAGCAUGGUAUGGUGAGCACCCUGGGACUGGAGAUCACCGUUGUGUCUGCGUGCGUAUUCGCAAUGGUGUGUUUCACUGUCAACCCGAAGCACUACAUGGCGCGAGUGUUCGGCUAUAGCGACACGGAGGCCAUAUGGGGCGUUGAUUUGGGCGCCACCGACUGUAGCUUAGUGCUGGCAGUUGACUUGGCGGUCACAUGUGUGCACCUGCUGAUACCCAUCCGCUGGGUGGUCCUCGUCCCCUUGGAGGUGGCCGCCGUCCUCUGCUACAUUGUGCCCUCGCUGCUUCUCGGUAGCCCGGUUAUGACCCAGGUCCCCUUCAACAUCAUCGCGAUCGUUGCCCUCGUGGUGAUUUCAGCCAUCGGGAAGCGGGCGUCCGAGAGACAGAUUGAGAGCAGCGAUGCGGCUUCGAAGGAAAAGGACCCCGGCUCCGAGCUCGGCGGAUCGACGCGCCCAGGGACGACGCCGAGCGCAGCGGCCUUCGACGGCAGCGUGGAGCACGCCUCGCUGGACCAGAUACGCGCCAUCGGCCAGCGGGAGCAGUGGCUGAUUGCCAGCGGUGAGGUGCAGCUCCUGACCGAUAUGGUCCUUGGCAGUGGUGGAUUCGGUGUUGUCGUGGCGGGGCUGUACCAUAACAACGUGGUGGCGGUGAAGGCGCCUAAGGAAGACAUCGUGAGCAAGGGCGCCGUAGGUUCAUCCCUGCCCGAGCUCUGCAACGAGCUGAGGACCCUUCGACGCCUUCGUCACCCCAACAUCGUCUUCUUGUACGGGGCGUGUAUGGACGCCGCCCUGCGCAAGCUGUGCCUCGUGCUCGAGUUCGUGGACGGCGUGCACCUAGGCGUGUUCAUCCGCGGCCCCAAGGCUCCCGCGGAGCCGCGCCCUGGAGCCCCACAGGCCAGGGACCUGGCCGGCGGCGCCUCCGUGCGGCCCAUGCUCAUCUUCGACAUCCUGAGCGCGCUGCGCUACCUGCACUCGCGGGAGCCCGUCGUCGUCCACGGCGACCUGAAGGACGCCAACGUCUUCGUGGAGGCGCGCUGCAGCAUGAGCGGGCGGAAGUCCUACCGCGCCAAGCUCCUCGACUUCGGCCUCUCGCGGAUCCUCACCCGCAGGGCCAAGCCUCUGGGGGGCACGCUGCGAUGGAUGGCGCCGGAGCUGACGGCUCGCCAGGCCGUCCCCCCCGAUUGUGCCGCCGAUUGCUACUCGUUUGGCUUGCUGACGUACUUCAUCGUGACACGGUGCUUCCCCUUUGAGGGCAGCCACGCCGAUCAGCUGAUGAGGCAGCUGAGGCGCGGCCAGCCGCUCAGUCUGGCGUGGCCCACGCCCGCCGACGAGCUCACGCGGGCCUGCCGGUCAGUGGUGGAGCAGUGCACGCGGGCGACCCCUGCCGCGCGCCCCACGACACAGCAGGUCAGUGACGAGCUGUCCACGCUGCUGAGUGCAUCUGCGGACGGGGCGGCGGAAGCAGCGGCGGACACCCCCUGCACCAGAAGACCCAGCAUCGGAGGCAAGAAGUUGCCAGGCGCCAGCGUGCCCACUGCCGCGGACGCCUCGGCGGCCAGGGCCCUCCAGCAGUUCGCGGGCGUAGUGGAGGCGAGGCAGCCCGGGCACGCCAGCGUCAGCUCACUCACGUCUGACAUGGGCUUCGGGAGCCUGCCCCCUGUGAAGGAGCACAAGGUAAUGCUGACAGGAGAAGCCGCGGACAGCAUCGCCUCGCCGCCUCCCAGGAGUCCAUCAAACUCGCAGGGGCAGCUGGCCCACCCUGAGUACGAGCCGACACCGCUGAGCACGCAGGCCCUCACUCUGGCGCUUCUGAUUUCGCAGUGGAACCAGACGGUGCCGAGGAGCGCUUGCUGCCGGCUGCACGGUGCUUUGCGCUCACUGGACGUGGUGAGGGAGGAGGUCAGCCGCAGGCCGUGCCGCAUGCCGCCAGAGAGUCUAUUCUGCGGCCAGUGCGGCUACUGUGGGCUGCUGAAAUACGGCCCGUCCCCCUGCGAGUUCUGCGGGCACCCCGGGGCCCCGGGCGCUGGGGAAGGCCCGCCUGAUCGCCCGGCCGCCUCGUCUGCGGUGUGA